Molecule: messenger RNA, 1438 nt
Organism: Saccostrea echinata
Lineage: Eukaryota; Metazoa; Mollusca; Bivalvia; Ostreida; Ostreidae
Product: poly(3-hydroxybutyrate) depolymerase-like
Exons: 10
Coding region: 21-1025 (334 amino acids)
Cellular component (GO): extracellular region
Molecular function (GO): hydrolase activity
Source: RefSeq, a predicted model, not a curated record
UGAAUCUGCGACUUUCCAUUAUGAACAAAGCAUGGUUUCCAUGUUUAUUGUUGAGUAUCAGCCUUGUGUUUGCAGUUGAUCCCCCGCUUGAAACCUACAAUGUAGACCGUUCCAGUCUCUCUGUGUCCGGGGUGUCGUCUGGAGCCAUCAUGGCGUCACAACUUCACGUCAUCUACUCCAGUAGGAUAAUGGGAGUUGGCAUAGUAGCGGGAGUGCCUUUUGCGUGUUCGGGUGGUACUCUGGCUGGAUUGGCAACCUGUAUGAAGACGCCGUCCCUAGAAUCCGUGUACACAUUUGAAGCUCUGGUCUCAUCCGGGGCACUGUUUGGUAAUGUGGACGCCACGUACCAUAUGCGCCAUGACAAAGUAUUCAUCUUUAACGGAAUAGAGGACUCAGUUGUACAUCCAGGCAACGGUCCAAACAUCGCACGUUUUUACGAGCAUUUCAUCCAUGACAGCCACAAUAUCAAGAAGGUCUUUAAUAUGCACACUGAACAUUGCAUGCCAACGGAUAAAAUAGGUGGACCCUGCACAGUUCUGUCAAAAACCAACUUCCUGAACAACUGUGGAUAUAACGGAGCGUUCGAAAUCCUAAACUUUAUCUAUGGGGGCCACUUAAGAAGGCCAUCGCAAAAUACGACUGCGGCUGGAGAGCUGAGGAAGUUUGACCAGGCUGCAUUUUUUGCUGCGCCUCCAAUAACAUACAGCUUAGAUAACACGGGAUAUAUUUAUAUACCAUCAAGAUGUCUGGACAAGUCCCACAAAUGUAAACUCCAUGUCGCUUUGCAUGGCUGUGCCAUGGGCAGACAUUACAUUAAUGAGGACUAUGUCAAGCAUGGGGGUUAUAAUGAGGUAGGGGAGAUAAAUGACAUCAUCAUCCUGUACCCCCAGGUUACUCCUAUCACCCUCAACCCCUACGGCUGCUGGGAUGGUUACGGAUACACAGGAGCAUUGUUUGCUACUAACAAGGGUUUCCAGGAGGAGGGCCUCAGACGUAUGAUGAAGCAGGUCAUGGGGGGAUGGUGAGGGUCACGUGACAGUUAAAUAAGAUGGUCUACAAAAGGGAUGACAUUUCAUUUUUUAAUAGAUAAUUUCAUUUCAUCGACAGGCACAGAAUGUAGCUUUAUACACCAAAUGUACCUUUGGUUAUAUUAUUUUCUUGAAGAGGUUUGAAUUAAUAGAAAAAGCAAAACAGAAAACAGGCCUACAGCAUUCAGUUAGGCAAAAAAGUUAGCUAAAAAACUGUACUUCGGUGCAAUUUAAGGGGACAUUUCUCUUGAAUUGCUUUUGUAUAAAGGAGAUAAUUUCAUGAUCAGACAUCUUAUGAAAGCAUCACCUACAUUUCAAUAUUUGUUGAGGUUAUACAUUCCAGGGUAAGGGCUACCAACAAUCUGAUUAAAAUCAGAUCCUCGAUGCUCCUUUUUUAACGAUAUGUUGCU